AUGUCCUCCUCUACCGAUAGUUGUGCGUCGUCCGACGCCGCCGCCGCCGCAGUCACCGCCGCUCGCUUCCGCCACAUUGUCGAGGGCGGAUGCAGCCGCACCCACGCAUCUGUGCUCCGCGCCGCUCCACUGCCGCUGGCGCCAACACCGCGCCAAUUAUUGCUUCGACACAGGAGCCCCCUGCCGCAGGAGCCCGCGUCGUCGUCGUCGCCGUCGUCGUCGACCGCCGCCGCCAGCGCCGCGCGCCGCGAGAAAGACAAGAGCUCCAAGCGCAAGUCCAACCUGAACCGCUCGCUCAUGUGCGAGGAAGUGCCGGCGCCCUUCGACCUGCUGGUCUUCAGUGACGAGGCCGGGGCGCCGCCCCCCACGCCGCCGCCGCCCGUCACCUUCUCGCCCAACGUGAAGGACGAGCCGUCGGCGGCGCGCUCGUCGCCGUCGCCGUCGUCGGCGUCCCCCGGGGGCGGCGGCGGGUCGUGGCGCCGCCAGGGCAUCCUCAAGAAGCGCGCCAGCCUGGACGAGGCCGAGGUCCUGCGCCAGCGCAGCUGCUCCCCGGACGCCUGCGCUGCCGCCCCCGCCUCCGCCUCCGUCGCCGUCGCCGCGCACGAGUUUAGACCCAUCCUCAAGGCCCAGCAGCGGCGCUCGUCGCUGGAGGAGCUGGUGCGCCGCUCGCGCUCGCCCGACGCGCCGCCGCCGCCCUCCAUCCUCAAACGGCGCUCCCGCGACGGGCCCGCGCCUGCUGCGCGCACUGGACGGCGCCUCUCCACCCCGUCCGCCCGUCCCGCCCCCGCCCCCCGCCGACGCCUCACCUCCCCGCCGGCCGACGAGCGCGGACCGUCUCUCCCGGAGGCCGUGCUCUAG
This is a messenger RNA of Gryllus bimaculatus (two-spotted cricket), 858 nucleotides long. The record is from the annotation of a GenBank genome assembly. NCBI's taxonomy places the organism in Eukaryota, Metazoa, Arthropoda, Insecta, Orthoptera, Gryllidae.